AUGGCACCCUCUACUUCCACCACUCAGCCAACUAUAGUUUCAACAAAAUGGGGUAAUAUUGUUGUUUUUAUAGAUAACAACUGGAACGAAUUCAAGGAAUCUUGCUUACUUGCACUUGCAGUAGCUAAGGCUAUUGAUAUAGUUAAGAACAUUGAAGGAUCACCAGAUCCUUUUGAUAAUGAUUUCAUUGAAGCAUUACUCGGAGAUUACAAGAGAAGAAGAGGUUACGCAAUCGCUAUACUCAAUGCUGGAGUCAGUACAAUCUACCACUCUAGCUUUAUCGAACAUAUAAACAAUCUCGAUAUCGCCAGCAUGUGGAUAGCUCUCGAAAAACAUGAUAAUAGUGCUCACCCCCAGUUCGUUGCUGAAGUAGCUAAGAUGUUCGUACUCAACGCUGAUCAAACUCUCAAACAAGCCCUUUUGACUUUCAGCGCUUGUGAGAAAUUAGUCACUGCUAUUGCUGUGUACGCGAAUACCAGGGGAAAAGGACGAGGUUGUGGAGGACGAGGUCGUGGAGGACGAGGUCGUGGUUAUAAUAGUAGUGAUAGGGGAGGUAGUAGUAAUCACAGAGAUUACACUAUAGGUACUGGUGGAAUUGGUAAAGAUCAGUGUCGCUUCUGUUAUAAGAAUAAUCAUCAUCAAAAGGAUUGCCGAGCCUAUGCUAAAGCAAUAGCACUUGCUAGAGGCAAAAAGGGCAAGAAGGAAAAAGACGAUAAUGAUGAUGAGACUGAAGCUUGUGUAGUUGAAGCAGAACAAUACAACGAUACUGUCUAUUCAGGAUCUGUAAUAACCUAUAUUAUCAACCAAUCGUUUGAAAUCGAUAUAGGAUAUCUUACUCUUCAAGAUAAUGAAGAAGGGGAUCUGGAAGAAUCGAAUGCAGAGCUAGCACAUAAACGACUUGGUCAUCUCAAUUAUGAUCAGAUGGAGAAACUAAAGAGAAGAUCUGUUGGGUUGAAAUUCGCAAAGAGAACAAAGACGAAAGGCUGGAGAGUCUGUGAACUAUAUCUUGCUGGACGAAUGAGGGAACACUUUAAUAAAAAGAUAGCUAUACGAAUAUAUAGGAAAAUUCGACGAUUACAUUGUAAUCUCUUAGGGAUCCUAGUAUCUUUUGCAAACAGUAACAAGUAUUUUCUUUUAGCAACGGACAAUGCUACUAGAGUCGAUUGGAUACGAUAUACAAAGGACAAAACAGUUGUAACGGUGGUACUGAUACUGAUGGAAAUUAUCAAAAAUAUUGAAAAGGAAACAGGAGAGAAAGUGACAAUCAUUUGUGCAGAUAAUGGAAGAAGCGAAUUCGGCAUUGUCUUUCAGAAUGAACUCAAGAAACUCGGGUUUCAAUUUGAAUCCUUUCCUCUAGGAAAGCAUUCAAUGAAUAGAGUUGCUGAGAAACACAUUCAAGAUAUCAGUGCUAGAUCCAGGAGUUUACUUAAUCAAGUAGGUAUGCCAGAAGAUUAA
Molecule: messenger RNA, 1455 nt
Organism: Sclerotinia borealis F-4128
Lineage: Eukaryota; Fungi; Ascomycota; Leotiomycetes; Helotiales; Sclerotiniaceae
Source: the annotation of a GenBank genome assembly